AUGACGGCGACUGUCGGUGUGCUCGCGUUACAAGGCUCCUAUAACGAGCAUCUUGCAGGCGAGCCUCAUGAAUCUGUGAUCCUCUUGUUGAAAUCUUUACUCCGUCGUCUCCCUUUCUUUUGUUUUACUUCAAUUGCCUCCACAGUGCUGCGGAGGUUGGGGGUGAAAGGGGUGCAAGUGCGGAAGCCCGAGCAUCUGAACGAUUUGGGCGCGCUCAUCAUUCCCGGAGGAGAGAGUACCACCAUGGCCAAGCUCGCCGAGUACCACAACCUGGUCCGUACCGCUGCUACUCAAUUCUCCUACCCUCUGUUACCGUACUUGCUUGAUUGCGCGACUAGUGCCCCCGGGUGCACUGCCGCUAACCGCUACUUUCUCGUCGCUAGAUAGGAGAACCUCGGCUUUUGUCUCCCGUGUAUUCAUUUCUCCACUCUGUUUGCGGUAGGCGCGAAAUUCUGCCACUUUGUCCGUUCCUGAAUAUGAGGUAUAUUUUUUCAUGACAGGGGCCAUUAUUUUCUAUUCCUGUUUUUCAUCGGCGAUGUCUUUCUUCGAGAAUCACCGGGCAGCAAAAACAUGCAGUUUGUUCGAGAAUAACCAGACUUAAAAACAGAGGGGUUUCCCACGUCUUGACUCACUCUUUCGUCAGGGGAAUGGAAUGGAGGGGUGCCCGACGUUCGUUCUAUGAUGGAAAAACCGUCGGAUGUUCAGUCUAGUUCCUGAUCCAUCGCUGAUGACAAAAAAGAUGGAUGGACAUGUGAAAACACUGACCAGUCUCCCUCCAUCACUAAACUUCGUUGUCUGCGAAGACUAUCAAAUACCUUAGGUUUUCAAAAACUACCCAUAUGCAAGGCGCCGUCUUAACAAGAGCGAAAGUUUUGAGAGAAAGAUUCUCUCUCCUGCACGCUUCUCUGUAGAAUUCUAUGCUCAAUUCUCGAAGAGAGAAGCAUUUUUCUUUUUAUGCAAACCGAACCCAAAUAGGUUUCUGUGACUAAUCUGCUCGCAGAUGUGCCAUCUUCUUACGGGAACACAGUACAGCAUCAUCUUUUAACCGCAUUUUCGGCCGUUGGUAGUGGCAUCAGGCAUCAGGCAUCCUGCAGCAUCUAUUAUCUGGGAUCUAAAUUGCCAUUUUUCAUUAUCGUAGCUACAAAUCUUUCUAAAGACGAGGAAUAGAGUUUCCAGUUCAAGAAGUACUCUUGUGUCAUAGAAUGAAGAAAAUUGCACGGAUGGGAAGUGUCACAGCUUAAAACACGAGACUAGUUUCUGAAAACCGGUGUGUGUUUGCAGUUUCCGGCGCUGCGUGACUUUGUCAGGACUGGAAAGCCUGUCUGGGGCACUUGUGCAGGACUUAUCUUCCUGGCAAACAAGGCCGUUGGUGAGCAGACAUACGUACUAAAGAUGUGCGGUGAAAUUGUUUCCAAAUGAAGAUUAAAGUCGAUGAUCUUGUGUCUCAGGGCAAAAAUCAGGAGGGCAAGAGCUUAUCGGCGGCCUGGACUGCACUGUCCAUCGGAACUUCUUUGGUAGUCAGGUAACGGUGGGAUAUGAUCAUUUGGUUGACAGCGAAUUCCAGGUAUCGAGGCGCUCGUGAUUCUGAACGAACGCACGGCUUAUAAUUGCGUUGUAUUCUCGCUACUCCGACCGUGAUUUUAGGAAAUAUUGGGGCGCUUGACUUUUUUUUUUGUGGGCUGUUGAAUUCUUGCAGCUUGAGAGCUUUGAGACACAGAUUUCCGUUCCCGAGCUCGCAGCUAAGGAAGGCGGUCCUCCCUGUUUCCGUGCAGUAUUCAUUCGUGCGCCAGCUAUCUUAGAAGCUGGGCCUGAUGUCGAAAUUCUAGCCAGCUAUUCUUUUCCAAUCGGUAAACCUACAAUUGAAGAAGCAGCUCUCCAAGAGGUUUUGCCUAUCCCUAUUGUUUUUUUGUACAUUAGCUGGCAGUUGCUUUAUCAAAUAGGGAUGUUGAAAUUUUUUUCAGCGCGCCUCGGGGCCAUCAUAAAACGUUAAACAUUCAGUUCAACGCAUUUACCGCACCUUGUAUUUUGGUUUGCGUCGACAUAACAGCAUUUUUUACGGAUUACCCUUGUGUGAAACUGUUGGUCUGCACGUGGAUAGUUUUAUAUCCUAUCUUCCUAAUGGGCUUGAUAUCCAUCGUCGAUUGCGAGAAAGGAGCCUGUUUAGCCCGUCAAGGGGGGAUCGACAUUGCUCUAAAGUAAUUAUCUGGAUAUGAGUUUACAUAGUCUUGAAGUUUGUUGUUCUAAAGCUUGUGCUAUUUCUUCUUCGUCUUCUUCAAGGUUUUGUAAAAACUGAGGGAAAGCGUUAAGCGAAUGGCCCUGCAUUUUGCUCUUAGCCUGUAUUAAAAACACGAAGGCACAUUUAUGAGUCCAUGUAAGAAUCUUCUUCUUCCCGAGGUUCUUUUCCUCAGCUAUGUUGAUUGUUAUCUCACAUUCCGAACAAAGUUUCAAAUCCAAGACGACAGUUCCUUCCCAUCCCAGUGAGCAUUAAAAACAAUGGGCAAUCCACGGAUCCUAACUGAAUCUAGCAGACUCUUUAUGCCCGAAUUGGGUUUUCAGAUGAAGGCGAGGAUGAUCGAUCUUUUUUCUUUUAUACACUGUUUCAAGGGUAAAAGUUCCGAACUGGGCCGUGGUAAUUUGGACUGCGCUGUCGCAAUCCCUCCCCAGAAAACAAAUGUUUGAACGAUUUGGUCUCCCGAAAUCCUUUUUCGCCUUUUCUUUUUCUUCUGGGACUGCACAAAUUUGAAGUCGAUUUGAUUUCUUAAAGCCCAACGCGAUUUGGCCAAGAAUAUUCCUCCGUCCCGAGGAGGCAGACACCCUCUCGCAGCUAUCCCACUUCAAUGCUUCUCUCACUAGCAUCCGGGAGGAAGCUUGAGGAAUCGCCGUCAGAACCUUCGACAGGCUAUUGUCUUGGGGUAAACUUCAUGCGGAUUCACGUUUGUCCCAUCCAUACUGUUUGAGUUGACCAGAGACGCCAACCUAGGGCGCAAUUAGAAAUCUCGUGGCUUAGCAAAUUUCUUGGCAACAGAAUGGUAAAUUUUGAAACCCUCCUGUUGACUCUUCGAAUAGCUGCUUGUUUUCUGUUCGGUCUUGUACACACAAGAAGCAACAUGCUUUUGAUCGCCUGCGUAUCGCUUUUGAUUUCACCUUGUGAAGUUCUUUCUAUCAUGGGAACGCCUCUGGAAAGUUCCUUCUCAUAAACUAGGUUGGCCCUUUUUCCCUCGAGGUGGCGGUGGGCUCCUAUAGAACAGUUUUUUUUUUUUUUUUCAGCAGCCGAAAGUAUUUCUUUCCUUGAUGGAGUAGAAAUGAACCUUCCAUCGCCCUGUAAGAUUCCAGGUGACUGCCCCGAAAGCUAGACGAGGCUAAUGUGAACCUCCUAGAAGAACGACAUUCGAAUCGCGAGAAUGGGAGCGUAUCCCGUGGCCGCUUUACUUCCAUUAACCGUCUAAAGUUGAGCGACGCCUUCGGUGUUUUUCUGUAUUCGUCUUCCUUUCCUGGUGGAUUGGGGGUGUUGAGCGUGUGCAUUCACGGUUUCCAAUCUAUAGUUCUCUCUAUGAAUGAUGGAUGAUGGGUGCGCCCCGCCACUGUUUGACAGGGUAAGGUGAUUGUCGCCGUGAGGCAGGCCAACUUGUUGGGCACGGCCUUCCACCCCGAACUGACGGCAGACGUACGAUGGUGGGGCACCCUUCCCCUCUUUUAUUCUGCGAUAAGCACAAUUGUUCUCGGCUACGCAUUGUUCACAUCGGCUGCUCGUCUUGCAGGCACAGGUUCUUCUUGAAGAUGGGGAAGUGGACCGAAGAAGAGGCCUCCACGUCCGCGCUAGGGCCAGAUGUCCAGAGAAGAGAUCGUAUUGAUCUCCCCAUAUUUGAAUAG
Molecule: messenger RNA, 3870 nt
Organism: Spirodela intermedia
Lineage: Eukaryota; Viridiplantae; Streptophyta; Magnoliopsida; Alismatales; Araceae
Source: the annotation of a GenBank genome assembly